GUGUUAUCUAUACGAAUUAAAUGGUUUAAACUACGGUAUUAGAAGAUAACCGUGGUUAAAACCAAGUUACUCAAUUUGAGAAUUGAUUAAACCAUAAAACUGAUAAUUGAUAAUAAAAUAUUAAAAUCCAAUCAUAAAGCAUACGUAUCUGUGGUAUAAGACGUCUAAUCGCCAUGUCCUCGACAGCUCGCAACAAUAACACUGUUCUUGUUCAUUAUUAAAAAGAAAAAAAAACUAGUAAAACUGUAUAAUCCUAUAUUUACGUACAAAAAUAAAAAUUAUAUAAACGUUUAUUUAUAAGUUAAUGAACUCGUUUUUUUUCUACGACAAGUAUUAGUGAUUACCGAAACUAUCAAUAUACUACUACCUAGAUAAUGUUUUGACCAAUUGGAAAAUGUAAGUAUCUCUACAAAAACAUAAUGUAACCAUUACUCUAUCUAUUUGUAACAUUUUAAUGGUAACGACUGUUUGCCUCGCUUGGUAUUUAUUAAUUAGUUAAUCUCAAACUCCUCAUAGUCAUUGGAGUCUUUUAAAAAUUACCUAUUGGACUACCAACGUUUGUCUUUGUUUUAUUUGGAAUUUUUACCCUUGGAUUUUAGGUUUUAUCGCCUUGAAACAACACAUGCAUUCAACAAGGCUGAUUAAUUGUGCUGCUGUUGAUCAAUGGGAAACUGUUUUUCGUGUUUGCGCUCUAAGAGUACCACUAGACCUGUGUCAAAUUUAAGCGACGACGACGAAGACGAACAUUUAAACAAUGCCCUCGACAAAAGAUUAGAAGGUGAAAUACUAAAUUAAAGAAUAUAUGUUUUAAUAAUAAUAAUGGCUCUUAGAAAGAAAAUCUUUCAACUUAUAUUAUUAUCUGAUUAUUACUUAACCUAUGUUUUAUUUGUUUUACCCGAGAAAUUAUUUUCACGUCAAUAUGGUGUAUUGUGUAGUUUUGAACUAUAUAUAUUUUCAAAAUAUAAAAUACCUAGGUAUACUAAUAAGUAUACCUACUUGAUUUUAAUAAAUUGUAUGGACAUCUGUGUUCCUUAAUUCAUGAUUUAUCAACCGGAUUGAUAUAUCUACUAAUAGAGUACCUUUUUACUAAACGGAAUUUUGUUCUUUUAUAUAUCAUCCAAUUCUAUUUGGAUACAUCCAAAAAAUCCUCAGAUUAAUUAAGGAGCAUAAGAGACCUUGUCUGUUUCAUUUUAGAUCUAUAAGUCAUUUAUAGUUCAUGCAUUGAAGAAGUGAUUUUUUUUAAAUUUUCUAAGUGGUUAUCAUAAUAAUUAGGAAAAAAUAUAUAGGAUUAAUGAACAAAUAUGUACGGUGUUAAAAAUUUCAUGAUUUAAAAUUUGUAUGUUUAUUAAAAAUCUUGUUGCAAAUUUCAAAUUUCUUAUCUGAAAAAAAAUUAUUUUCUAUAUAUAAAGAGUGUGGUUUAUGGUUUUCAUUUUUAGAUUAUGUUAUAAUUGGAAAAAACCGCAGGGAAAAUAGAAAAGUUUAUGGCAUUAACAGUUUCAUAUUUUUUUUUGUAAUUCUAUUAAAAAUAAAAUAAUAGAAUCAAAUGUUUAUAAAAUACAUUAUAAUGUAUCGCUUUUUUUUGUUUCAUCAACCACAAGUCUGUUCAUGUUCGGUUUUAUUUGUCUCACUUUUUUUUUUAUUCAUCUUGUGAUAGUUGGUAUUCCUUAAUAAUUCAAAGCAAAUUGAAUUAGAAUAAUCUUGUAAUGUGAAAUUCCAUUUAAAUUAUUGUGAGGAAAUAGGCUAUUCCGUAACUAAAAUAGAAGAGAACGAAUGUUUAUUGUUUUGUUUGUUAUUGAAUAUUAUUAAUAAAACAGUUGGUAAACCUUGUUUUUUUUUUUAAUAUACAAAUGUAGUGUUUUUUUCGUAGCGAUUUAAGUUUUUGAUGAAAAUCUUAAAAAUCAGCAAUUCAAAAGAUGUUUAUCUGAACUUCAUUCUGAAUCUUAUUUCGUUAACAAUAAUUUAUUGUUGAGUUAGGAUAUUAAUUAACAUUAUGAAUCCUAUACCUUUUCAUUUUUUUUUUUUCAACUUUGAGUGUCUGAUAACAAUAAUUAAUAACAAUUAUUAUGGUGUUUUCCUAAAUUUAAAAUAAUUUAAAAAUCUGCAUAACUUUGGUUAAAAAUGCAUUUAAUUUUAAAAUAAAAACUUCCUAGCAUACUCUAUAAAAUGAAAGUACAUAUAUUUACACAUAACUUUUUAUACUUUAAAAUAUUGAGUUGAUGUAAAAAAAUAGUAAUUAAUUAAAAAAUUAUAAUUUGUCAAUUAAUAGGUAUUGGAUCAAAUGAUAUGAGACCUCCUUUAAUGUCUAACGGAUCUCGAAGUAUUACUGUCACGGGAUCAGUUGGUAGUGAUAAUUGUGGUAGUGUGCGUUCUACGUUUACUUGUAAUCGCUUGACGUCUACAUUGAGCAAGACUAAUAUGAUGCGACUAAAUAAUUUUGCUGCCAAAAGUUUUCAAACCAAGGUUCAAAAACUGUUUGAUACAUACAAAGAUGCUGUCGAAGACUUGAUAGUGAUUGACGGCAUAGAAAGACUGUGUAGUGAUUUACAGAUGUCGCCCGAAGAAUUUCGUAUCCUUAUACUAGCAUGGAAAUGUGAUGCUCAUCAGAUGUGUCGUUUCACACGUCCAGAAUUUACUAACGGUUGUAAUGCACUGCAGGCAGAUUCUGUGUCUUCAAUGAAAAAUAAAUUAUCCGAUGUAGCUAAUGAGCUCAAAGACAACAUUGAGGAGUUUAAAAGCUUAUACAGGUAAUAGCUUAAAUACAUUUUUAAAUACCAUUAUAUAUUUAUUUUUAUUUUUUAUAAAAUAUUUAUUACUUUCAGGUUUACUUUUAAAUUUGGAUUGGACAACGCUGUUGGACAACGUAUUCUUCCAGUUGAUACGGCCAUCGUAUUAUGGAAACUAAUUUUUAAUGGUCGUGAACCAGCGAUACUACAACGUUGGUUGAACUUCUUGGAAAGCCAAGAUAAUAUAAGAGGUAUUCCUAAAGAUACUUGGAACAUGUUUUAUAAUUUUGCUGAAUCUGUAUCCAAUGGUGAUCUUUCUAACUAUGAUGACACAGAAGCCUGGCCAAGUGUUUUUGACGAUUUUGUUGAAUAUGAAAAUGACCAAGCUAAUCAAAAUAUUAGCGACAAAGGAACUGGAAAAAAACUCGGCGAUGUACUUUAAAAUAAUAUAAAAGACAACAACUUUUUUUUUCUAAUGUUAAAUUUAAACAUUAUGUUUCCAAACAAUUGUUUUGUAAUUACCUGGAAAUCACGGUUAAAUCGUUAUGAUAGCCCGUCCAAAGUAUAUCUCAUGGCUUUUAUAACAGUGAUUAUAAAUUUAAAACAAAUUCAGAACUUUAUUUAUUAUAGCUUUACUAUUUAAAUUUCCAUUAGUAUACAGAUCAAAAUCGUACAGUUCAUAAUUUUCACAAUGCCACUCUCUAUAUUUGUUUACUUAUACAUUUUUUAAUCUUUGCAUUCAAAUUAUUAUGACAAAUACUAUUUAUAGUGAUUUCUAUUGUGUUCAAAAUAUUAUAUGAACUUUCUUCUCAGUCCUACUAAAUGAAACAAAAUUGGUUCCUUUGAGCAAUCCAAACACUAUUAUUUUUCUAAAUACUUUGGGAAAUUUAGCGUCAGGUUAAAAGUCCUCAAUUUUGGGUACUGAAAAUAAUUGUUUUGUAAAAGACUGACUGAAGUUGUUAGUCAACAAAAACCUGUGAUACUAUUUCACGCUUGAUCAAUGAUAACUGAUAAGCGUAUAAUUCUUGUUAAUAUUGUGUGAUUUUUAUUUCUUCGCUGUAGUUAAGAAUUUUUACUAAAAAAAAAAAAAAACAAAUUUUUGUAUAAACAUAUAUUAUGAUAUUACUAUUACAAAAUCAAUUUUAUUCUUUAAUAAAUGCAUUAAUGUACCUAUAAACCAAUAUUAUUUAUUUAAAUUUUGUUUGGGGUCUUGUUAUUUAAAUUAAAAGAAAAAAUAUUUAUACAAUUUAAUUAGUUUACUUAUUUCCACUCAGUUGUUGAUUGGUUUUUCUAUCCGUAAUAUUUUGUUCUCUCCUUAUAAUGGCAUAUUAAUAUGUCAGAAAUUAUUUUUAAUUAUCUACGUACUUUAUCUAUCUGUUAUGACACAACAUUAAAUAUUUGUUUAAUAAUAAUCAUUUAUUGAAAAGAAACAUAUACCAUGGCAAGAUUACAUUAUCCAAAUGAAUACAUUAACAAUAAUACUAUUUGUGUAUUAGUAUAGUAAUUUAAUUAAAAUAAAGAUCAACGAAUAUCAAGAUUCGUAAAUAUUGUGUAAUUAGUAAUGUAACUUGGUUGUUAGUAUGUAAUUCAUAUACAUUUAAAGAUAAUUAUAGCCCCUUAAAUUCAAAUAAAUAAUACAGUAGAUACUAUUUAUAAUGACACUGGUUGUAGUGACUUAUCUGGUGUAUUGACCUUAGAUUGCAGGUCCCAGCAAAACUCCUAAGUUGUAUGUACUAAUUUUUAUUAAUUAUUAAAACAUCUGUAUAUUUGCUUUACGGAUUUUACGAUGAUUAUCUUUAAGUUUUAUUAGAAAAAUCUCUUAUCCAUACUAAUUAUAUUAAGUUGUAUUUAAAUUUAAAAUAAUAAAACAAAUUUUUUUAUUUUAUUUUUUUCUGUAUGUAUUGAAAUCCCU
Molecule: messenger RNA, 4635 nt
Organism: Cinara cedri
Lineage: Eukaryota; Metazoa; Arthropoda; Insecta; Hemiptera; Aphididae
Source: the annotation of a GenBank genome assembly